Messenger RNA from Microbotryum saponariae, 1006 nucleotides. Lineage: Eukaryota; Fungi; Basidiomycota; Microbotryomycetes; Microbotryales; Microbotryaceae. The record is from the annotation of a GenBank genome assembly.
AUGCGUCAAGCCCAGCAUGCUGAUCAUCUGGCGCCCCCUCCCAUUGCCCCGGUAUCAACUCCAAAAGCGGGGGCCGGCGCAUCGGAAGCGAGUCACUUGAGCAUGCUCGCUCAGAAGGUCGUGCUGGCGGGCGUUUCCAACAUGGCAAGUUUAUCGCAAGUUCUGUGUGAGCUUGAGUGAUUCUGUUACUGGAAGCUAUCACUGUCCCGAGAACGAAUUGCGAAGUGCAGCAAGACAGCUCUUCGCCGCCGAGAUGUGCCUGCCGCUGCUGAACUCCGCGACCAGUGCAAUACAGGCCGCUUCCCUCGUGACAAAUCCUUUUGAUCUGUCAGUUGACCAAUAUGUUCAUCCUCGCGUACGGAGUAGCACAUAGAAGGCUUUGCUAAUUUCAACAUUUUCUUCCAUGGCAGUGUCAAGGUUCGGCAACAAUUGCAACCCGAUCGAACCACAACCAACUGGGCUACCACGAUGCGAACCAUGUUUAAAACGGAAGGGCCGUUAUCCCUCUACAAAGGACUCUCCGCCAGCAUGUUGCGUGAAAUGACGUAUUCGUGAGUCCAGACCCGGAUGCGAUGUCAUCUUCGUAGCUUCGUCCUGGGGACGGUUAUCCGCCGACUCGUCGGCACGAUCGGCCUGGCGCUGCAAUAUCUGCGAAGUUGGGACUGGCUUUCGAUGCUUUGCAGAUACUCGAUCCUGCAUGAAACUAGAUGGCCUACAUGAACCCACCCCACGGCGUUCUCCUUUCGACUGAAGACCAUUUUCACUCAUGUUGCGGCACUUUCGACCACGGUCUCUAUCCUCGCCCAGCGCCAGCGCCACUGCUGAUCGGGUUUUAUUCCCCUUUUUCAGAGGGCUUCGAAUGGGCGCUUACGACAGCUGUAAAGCUGCUGUUUUGGUGACCCUUCCGUGGGCGGAAGAAGGUUCUUUCGCCACGAAAUUGACGGCUGGAAUGACGAGUGGGAUGCUUGGUGCCGCCGUGGCAAACCCGGCCGAUUUGGCAAGUUAA